UGGAACGUGGCGACGUAAAACGCAAGAACGCUCAUUACGUCAACUGUGACAAAAUUCAACAUGGAGGACGGCGGUGUUGUAGUUGAAAAACCCCAGGAGGACGUUACUGCUAUGCUAAGCUCAAGGCCCCAGACGGGCCUGUCCUUCUUGGCCCCAGAACCAGAGGACCUAGAAGACCUCUACAGCAGAUACAAGAAAUUGCAGCAAGAGUUGGAGUUUCUGGAGGUGCAGGAAGAAUACAUUAAAGAUGAACAGAAGAAUCUUAAGAAGGAGUUUCUUCAUGCCCAAGAGGAGGUGAAGAGGAUACAGAGCAUCCCGCUUGUUAUUGGACAGUUCCUUGAAGCUGUGGACCAGAACACUGCUAUUGUUGGUUCCACUACAGGCUCCAACUAUUAUGUGCGCAUCCUUAGCACCAUAGAUCGCGAGCUGCUGAAGCCCAAUGCCUCAGUGGCCCUCCACAAGCACAGCAAUGCCCUUGUGGAUGUGCUGCCCCCCGAGGCAGACAGCAGCAUCAUGAUGCUCACUUCAGACCAGAAGCCUGAUGUGAUGUAUGCAGACAUUGGGGGCAUGGACAUCCAAAAGCAGGAAGUGAGGGAGGCAGUUGAGCUGCCCCUUACCCAUUUUGAACUCUACAAACAGAUUGGUAUUGACCCUCCCAGAGGAGUGCUGAUGUAUGGGCCCCCUGGCUGUGGGAAGACUAUGCUGGCCAAAGCUGUGGCUCACCACACUACAGCUGCAUUCAUCCGUGUGGUGGGCUCUGAAUUUGUCCAGAAGUACUUGGGGGAGGGCCCUCGCAUGGUGCGCGACGUCUUCCGACUGGCCAAAGAGAAUGCUCCAGCCAUCAUUUUCAUUGACGAGAUCGACGCCAUUGCCACUAAGCGUUUUGAUGCCCAGACUGGCGCUGACCGAGAGGUGCAGAGAAUUCUGCUGGAGCUGCUAAACCAGAUGGAUGGCUUUGACCAGAAUGUUAAUGUGAAGGUAAUCAUGGCCACUAACAGAGCAGACACUCUGGAUCCUGCCCUUUUGCGUCCGGGUCGUCUGGACAGGAAGAUCGAGUUCCCCCUCCCAGACAGACGUCAGAAACGUUUGAUCUUCUCCACCAUCACAAGCAAAAUGAACCUGUCUGAGGAGGUGGAUCUAGAGGACUAUGUGGCUCGUCCGGACAAGAUCUCCGGAGCAGAUAUCAACUCCAUCUGUCAGGAGGCUGGCAUGUUGGCUGUACGCGAGAACAGAUACAUUGUCCUGGCCAAGGACUUUGAGAAAGCGUAUAAGACUGUCAUCAAAAAGGAUGAGCAAGAGCAUGAGUUCUACAAGUAGUGAUGCUACCCUACCUUUGCAUAUUAGAUCUACACUUUCUUUUUUCUUUUCAUUUUGUGCAUACAUAAGUAGUGUGAAUUUUACAGACUCAAAGCUGGUCAGGACCUUGCAGAGGUGGAAUGCAGCUUCUCAAGGUGUUCUUCUGGCAUUGGGUCUGUUAUUUCAAUACAUAGAGACUCUCUCUGACACACACACACACACACACACACACACACACACACUACAGAAUCUUAUGUGACCAGCUGGAUGGCCAGAAUCGAAGGAACUUCAUGUUCUACAAUGAUAUAACUGUAUAACUAUGUCCAUUAAAAAGAGGUUUUCCAUAAAA
Alosa alosa (allis shad) is the source of this 1645-nucleotide messenger RNA. It is a transcript of the gene psmc4, whose product is annotated as proteasome 26S subunit, ATPase 4. The record is from RefSeq and is a predicted model, not a curated record. The transcript has 11 exons. Gene Ontology annotation, biological process: proteasome-mediated ubiquitin-dependent protein catabolic process. NCBI's taxonomy places the organism in Eukaryota, Metazoa, Chordata, Actinopteri, Clupeiformes, Clupeidae. Gene Ontology annotation, molecular function: ATP hydrolysis activity; proteasome-activating activity; ATP binding. Bases 61 to 1317 code for a protein of 418 amino acids. Gene Ontology annotation, cellular component: proteasome regulatory particle, base subcomplex.